Messenger RNA from Rhinolophus ferrumequinum (greater horseshoe bat), 1664 nucleotides. RefSeq names its product tyrosinase related protein 1 (gene TYRP1). Gene Ontology annotation, biological process: melanocyte differentiation; melanosome organization. Gene Ontology annotation, cellular component: melanosome. The record is from RefSeq and is a predicted model, not a curated record. Gene Ontology annotation, molecular function: oxidoreductase activity. NCBI's taxonomy places the organism in Eukaryota, Metazoa, Chordata, Mammalia, Chiroptera, Rhinolophidae.
AUUUUUAUCUAUGUGCCUCAGUCUCUACACUGCAGAACCAGAGCUUCGCUUCAAGCAGAAUGAAAGUUCACAGACUCCUCUCUCUAGGAUACAUGUUGCCCCUGCUGUUUUUUCAGCAGGCUUGGGCUCAGUUUCCAAGAGAAUGUGCCACCGUUGAGGCUUUGAGAAACGGCGUGUGCUGCCCAGACCUCGUCCCCCUGUCUGGGCCUGGGACUGACCUCUGUGGCUCCUCGUCAGGGAGGGGCAGGUGUGAGGCAAUAACUGCAGACUCGCGACCCCACGGCCCCCAGUACCGGCACGAUGGCAGAGAUGACCGCGAGGGCUGGCCCACACGGUUCUUCAAUAGGACAUGCCACUGCAAUGGCAACUUCUCAGGACACAACUGUGGGACUUGCCGCCCUGGAUGGAGAGGAGCUGCCUGCAAUGAGAGGGUUCUCACCGUCAGGAGAAACCUUCUGGACUUAAGUACAGAAGAAAGAAACUACUUUGUCCGGGCCCUGGAUAUGGCAAAGAAUACAACUCACCCUCAGUUUGUCAUUGCCACCAAGAGAUCAGAAGAAAUAUUGGGGCCAGAUGGCAACACACAAUUUGAGAACAUUUCCAUUUAUAAUUACUUUGUUUGGAUACACUAUUAUUCUGUCAAAAAGACUUUCCUUGGCGCAGGACAGGAAAGCUUUAGUGAAGUGGAUUUCUCCCACGAAGGACGCUUUCUCACGUGGCACAGAUACCACCUACUGCAGUUGGAGAGAGACAUGCAGGAAAUGCUGCAGGAUCCUUCUUUCUCCCUUCCUUACUGGAAUUUCGCCACUGGGAAGAACACCUGUGACAUCUGCACUGAUGACUUGAUGGGAUCGAGAAGCAACUUUGACUCCAGUCUUAUAAGCCCGAACUCUGUCUUUUCUCAAUGGCGAGUGAUCUGUGAAUCCCUGGAAGAUUAUGAUACCCUAGGGACCCUUUGUAACAGCACUGAAGGUGGGCCAAUUAGGAGAAAUCCAGCUGGAAAUGUGGCUAGACCGAUGGUGCAACGUCUCCCUGAACCACAGGAUGUCGCUCAGUGCUUGGAAGUUGGUUUAUUUGACACACCUCCUUUUUAUUCCAAUUCUACAAACAGCUUCCGAAACACAGUGGAAGGUUACAGUGAUCCCACAGGAAGGUAUGACCCUGCUGUUCGAAGCCUUCACAACUUGGCUCAUCUAUUCCUGAAUGGAACAGGGGGACAAACCCAUAUAUCUCCAAAUGAUCCUAUUUUUAUCCUCCUGCAUACUUUCACUGAUGCAGUCUUUGAUGAAUGGCUGAGGAGAUAUAAUGCUGAUAUAUCCACAUUUCCAAUGGAAAAUGCCCCCAUUGGACAUAAUAGGCAAUACAAUAUGGUGCCAUUCUGGCCGCCAAUUACCAACACAGAAAUGUUUGUUACUGCUCCAGACAACCUAGGAUAUACUUAUGAAGUUCAAUGGCCAAGUCGGAAUUUUAGUUUUUCAGAGAUUGUUACCAUAGCAGUAGUUGCUGCUUUAUUACUGGUUGCAGUCAUUUUUGUGGGUGCUUCUUAUCUGAUUCGUGCCAGAAACAAGAUGGAUGAAGCAAAUCAGCCUCUCCUCAGUGAUCAGUAUCAACAUUAUACUGAAGAAUAUGAAAGACUCAACAAUCCUAAUCAGUCAAUGGUCUAA